AAAGGCCAUUCUCUGUUCCGCUGUCGAAUGGGUGCUAUGUUUGCAGUGACUGAAAGGAGUUUAGAAAUUCGUGUCAAAGCAACGCACUGUUUGACCCUUUUUCCUCCUCUUACUUUCACAUGACUAACUUCUUGUGACUUGCAUUCCUGUUGCAAGCGAGUUGAUGGUUUUCUAAUCAUUGUUUAAAACAAAGUUUGGUAAAGGAAAUAUUUUAGUAUUCUGCUAAGAUGUCGACUUUAAGUGUAUUAUCACCUUGAAAGUGGAAGUUUGCGUCGACAUAAUUAGGAAGCAGUUGAAUGGAAGUUGGGGUGAGGGAAAAGUGUGGAAGUGACUUCGAGAGAACAAGAACAAACUGAUAGCUAUGGCUGACAACACUGUGGCGGACUCCAGAUACAAUUACUUUUUCCUGUAUGAUGGGUCUAAGGUCAAGGGUGAGGGUGACCCUACCAGAGCUGGCAUCUGCUACUUCUAUCCUGAAGAGACCCCUCUGGACAAACAGGAGCUGUUGUGUGGACAGUUGGCAGGCGUGAGCCGCUGUGUCUCGGAGCUCUCCUCCUCCCCUGUGCGUCUGCUAAGGCUGCGCCGGAGCAAGUUCGCCAUCCGAAUGAAGGGGGACUUUUUGUGGGCCUUGGGCUGUUCCGUGGACAUACCAGACGUCAGUAUCUGUAACUUACUAGAUCAGCUGAUAAAUCUCUUCAGUUUCUAUAACGGCCCUAUCCGCAAGAGUUAUCAGAUCUAUAGUCAGGAAGAUUUAGCAGUUCGAUGGGCUCGGUACCUUUCCCACUUACAAGAAGGCACUACUGAACUCCACCACAUCUUCAGUUGUUUGAGCACCAUUGACUCUACACAUAUUGAUCCGCUUCUGCUACUUAAGGCUGCACUCAUUCUGCAGGCCUGUCAACGCUGCCCCCUAGUGUUAGCUGGUUGUAUACUCUUCCGUGGGAGGGUUGUCAGCACACAGAUGUCCCCUGAUCUUACAGUGAAAGUCAUGGUUCACGAAACUGAAACAUAUAACCAGGACCAGAGAACCAAUGGACUUAGUUCCUCCAGCUCGUCUGGCAGCUCUCUACCCAGCCCAGUGACCUUUACCACAGUGUUCCUGACUGAUCCAGAGCUACACUAUCUGCACUCUGCUCCUGUGGACCGAACAACCAGAUCCCAGUCUACUCAGUCUACUCCAAAGGAGGUCAACCGACCCAGGAAGUCCCGCCUCCUGUCAAGAACCCUCUCUGACACGCCCCCCAGUGAUCCGCCUGAACCUGAUCCUGCCCGCCCCGCUCCUCUGUCCCUUCACUGUCCCUCCACUCCCGGGUCGUCCACGUCUGAUGACCUGCUGUUCAGUCCAAGUCUGUCAUUUCACACUCCCCCUGGCCCUCUCAGCCCCUCACCGAGCACAGUCUCUCCUCAGAUCUCUUAUCAUUCCCUGCCCAAUGGAAAGUCAUCCCAUGAGGUGGAAGAGGGCGUCACAGGAGGUUUGCACGACCAGAGUUUGGACAGCUUAGAGGGUGGGGACAGUGAGUCAGGUUUAAUAGGAGUGGGGCCAGUGCAAAGCUGUGACAUACCACAUGACUUAAACAGACAUAAUGGAGAUAGUAUGGCACUGGAUGGAGAGAAGGCUGGAGCCCUCGGCUUCAGAGGUCAGAACUCCCCAGGGUGUGGCAGACGGAGGACUGGGAUUGUGGCUGACGAGAAGGAAGGUCACAGGGGUAAAGUUCAGCUUGCUGACACCGGGGAUGUUCCCCCCGCGCCCUGCGAGAACUCUUCAGGUCCCCCCCUCACCACAAUGACUCUGUACCAACACAGGGUGAGGGGGCUGGUCCUGGCACUACUGGUGGAGCCACACUUCCACAACGACACUGCAGCAGUCGAGGAAGUGUAUCACAGCAGCCUGGCAUCACUGAACGGCCUGGAGGCCCAUCUGAGGACCACUGCUCGGGGGGGGGCUGGCCCACAGGGACCCUACACCUUUGCUCACUAUGACUGUAUACAGAACACACUCACGACCAACCUGUCUGGCCGGCCAGGGGGAGCCCAGGAGCGUUCCUUUGUGAGAGCAACAUCACUGCUCCACUCGCACUUCUCUCACACUGAAGCACUACAGGAGGCUAUUGUCAGAAAUGCCGGCGCGGCUGUGUACGCCACGCGCAGUGUGGCCCAGGAGACGUACUUCCUGCAGCAAGGCGGAGCGUUGAGAAACUCUGGCAUCCCCAACCACCAGGACAGUGCUUUCUCCCUGCCCAGCAAGGCCCGACACAGGUUACUGAAACACGGGGUCAACCUGCUCUGACCCACUGGGGCCAAGAGAAGUGCAGUGGCACCAGUAUCUGUAUAGUUCUCUGAGUAUAUUCCUCUGAAAAAUCAUUUCAAACAAUGUACUAAGUCUAAACCUUAAGUGAAAAUAUAUACACUCUGUAAAGUAUCUUAGUGAAUGACAUGAUUUAGAAGAACUAAGUUCAAGUUCUACAAUGUGUUAUUAAUGUGUACAUGGCCAUCAUCUUGGUCGACACUGCAGGCACUUUUCACAAAAUGUUAGGAAAGUCCAAACCAAACACAACAUAACGCCAUUAUAUAAAAUACUUGAGUUGUGUAACCAAUUAUGUGCAAACAUCAUGAAGAAAUAGCAUCUGCUUGGUUUCCUAAUCACUGUAAUACUGUUCAUUUGCAUAAAGAAAUCUACUACACCUAAACCUUUAUUAUAUUGUACCCAUAAAUAACACUGUCUGUAGAAAAAUUGUUGUAUGUUUAUUUACUGAUAUCAUGUAGUACUUUUUUCUACAGUAAAAUAUUCUUUACUGAUGUGAACUUUUUGGUUUUCUAAGUUUCUUGUUGAUUUUUGCCAAAACAUUGAAAACCGGUUUAAAAAGCCAACAUCAAUGCUUUUCAAAUAAUAUAAUAUAUGGAGUUGUUAACUAUGAUUGACUGCUCUUGGCUGAUUCUUGGAGGAAAUAAAGCUGUCCCUGCUGUUAAGGCUACAUGUAUUGGUAAACUAUCUGAAAUGCAUUAUUUCAAAUAGGAUUCUUUCAAAUAGAUCCGCUGUAAAUUCAGACCAAUAUAUGGACUGAUUAUAUGAAGUAUCUAAACUGCGCUUCUAAACUGCCGAGGCCAUCGUGGUCUCUAAUGACAAGUUGAUAAUAUAGUAGCCACAGACCUCCAGCUCAA
Molecule: messenger RNA, 3159 nt
Organism: Esox lucius (northern pike)
Lineage: Eukaryota; Metazoa; Chordata; Actinopteri; Esociformes; Esocidae
Gene: hps4
Product: HPS4 biogenesis of lysosomal organelles complex 3 subunit 2
Exons: 13
Coding region: 362-2287 (641 amino acids)
Biological process (GO): vesicle-mediated transport
Source: RefSeq, a predicted model, not a curated record